AUGGACCGCAAGAUUCCCGUCAAGGACGGAAAGCAAUCCAGGCAAGCUAAGAAAGCCAAGGCCCAGAUUGAGGCCGACAGCGAUGAGGAGUUGAGGGAGAAGCAGAGACUUCGUCAUCAGUGGGCGCCGUGCGAGAUUCACUACGUGAAGUGUGACAGUUGCGAAGAGCUCGCUGCCGAUCAGGUCGCUCACCAGAUGUGUGCUGUUUGCGCCAUUGCCAUCUGCCACGACUGUGUCGCCGCCGGCAACAUGAAGCUCUAUCCCACCCACCCUCAGAGGAGCAUUGGCGAGCUUGACUGGAAGCCCCGUUCAAUCACCUCGGCCAGUCAUGGCGCCGCACAGGUCAGCAAUAGCGCGCCCGGCACCGGCUCGGGAGGCCGGUGUAACCCCGCCUCGGCCACUCCCGUCUUGCGGAGACCUGCUAGUCUUGCUGGUUCCUCGUCGACUGGCAGUAACAAGCACAACUUGAAAAGUUCUUCGUUCCGUAAUGGCAAGAAUAAGGCUACGGCAGGCCUGGGUUCAUGUGAUGGGCCCAAGCAAAUUCAGACCGUUCUCACGAGAAAUCAGAAUUCCUCACUCAAUCUGUCCACUCCGACGAAGAAGCCCAAGAAGCCUUCGAAGAAGAAGAUUAUUCUUUCCGAAAGCGAUUCUGAUCUAGAGUACGAGAUGGACGCCCACAGCACCAACUCACCCGAUAACGAGUACAUCCCACGCGCCGAUCUGAGUCGCAAGGCCUCUGCCUCUUCUAAGAAGAGUGUCAAUGAGACUGAGUCCGUCGGUACUCCUGCCAGCAACACCCCAGUCGCCGCCAUUGGUCUUGCCAACUCUCGUCCCGUCCGCGCUGCUACCAUUCAGACGUAUGAGAAGAUGCGUCAGGCCAACGUCAAGAAGCAGCGUGACGCUGAGGAGCCCAAUGCCGCUCUCGGCGAGGACCAGAACGCCAAGUCUGGUCUAAAGAUGGCUGAUUCAGCCCAGAGCUUGCACCUUAUUCCCCAACUCCCUUCCGCUAAGAACCUCCCCCGUGGUGCAAAGACAAAUGGCCAUGCUCAGCAGGGUACUGUUGAAGGGGCCAACGCUUAUCUCCACGCCCCUGAGCACGCUCAGCAGGCCGCUGGCUACGAUUUCAAGAACCACACUCAGGUUUACCAGCACAAGGGCCUGCCCCAGCUUCACCCCGGCGCUGGAUUCAGGGCCCAGACGAAGGCUACCGAGUCCCUCGCCCCCGCCGUUGCCUCGGAUGAUGAGAAACGCGCCGCUGCCGCCGCGGCUGAGGAGACUCCCGCCCCCAAGCGUCAGAAUACUUCAUCGCAAUACUUCGCCCCGAUCAGCAAGGCCGAACUCUCCGCCACCUCCAGCAAGGCGAUUAAGAAGGCCGAGGCUUCGACUCGUGAAGCCGCUCCUAAGACCACCCUCGCCGAGCAUGACGCCAGCCGCGCCUUCGUCACCGCCGGCCUUGAUGAUCUCGCCGCCGCCAUCGAGCACAAGGUCCGCCUUCGCCUCUCCCUCACCGGCGUUCGGAAUACACAGGAUGCCGAGAUCGAGCUUCGCAACGCAGUUCACGGCGCCUGGGUCAGUAACAUGGCGCUUACACGCAUCAAGCGCGCCGACGGCAACUUGGCCGCCAUGCAGCUCCUUCGUGGCUACGCCAAUCUCGUCAUGAUGAAGCUGCAGAUGAAUGGCACUGGUCUCCUCAAGAACUGGAUCGACGCCACUGAAAAGGAGAUGCAGGACAGCGCUCCCUUCGUCCCCAACGAACUUCGCAUCCAGACCGUCGAGCCCGCCGCCCAGCAGGGUCUCACGUUCAAGAUCGGAGAGACCGACGUUUUCAUGGCCAACAUCCUGGCCGGAAUGAAGAACUCCUCUCGCUGA
This is a messenger RNA of Colletotrichum spaethianum, 1869 nucleotides long. RefSeq lists its product as uncharacterized. The transcript is spliced from 4 exons. NCBI's taxonomy places the organism in Eukaryota, Fungi, Ascomycota, Sordariomycetes, Glomerellales, Glomerellaceae. The coding region runs from base 1 to 1869 and encodes 622 amino acids. The record is from RefSeq and is a predicted model, not a curated record.